AUGGACAAGCUCUCCUCCCUCACCAGGUUCAAGGCUGCCUGCCCGUACCUCCACAGGACAAAGUCCUCGACUCUCCGCACCUUAUGCACUUCAGCUUCCCCGCGAUUCCCCUCGCUCUCGGUCCUCACCGAGAAGGCUACAAACUGCCCCGUUAUGGGUCCAGCCUUGACCACGCGCUCGAAGCAGAUUGUUGCGGGGUAUGCUAGCGUCGCAGGCAACGCCGACGUCGAACAAAUCCACAAGCAAAAGGGUGUAUUCCCUCCCCCCGGCGCGACAGUCGAAAUGUGCCCGCACGCAUCAGCUGCCCGGGCUGCAGCGCGCACGGCCGAAGAAUUGGCUGCUGCCGCCGCUAAGAAGAAGGCCGCUCAACACGCAGGCCGUGCUACUUCUUCCAAAGAAGCUGCCGCUGCAGGUUGCCCGUUCCAUAAGGCCGCCGCUUCGACCGCCAGCACCUCGGCCCAGACCAUGCCGGACCACACCGGGUUCAACUAUGAGCAGUUCUUUGUUACCGAGCUCGACAAGAAGCACAAGGACAAGUCCUACCGCUACUUCAACAAUAUCAACAGACUUGCCGAGAAGUUCCCCGUCGCUCAUACUCACAGCGUCAAGGAAGAGGUCGAAGUUUGGUGCGCCAAUGACUACUUGGGGAUGGGGAACAACCCCGUUGUGUUAGAGACGAUGCAUCGCACUUUAGACAAAUACGGCCAUGGCGCGGGCGGUACCCGUAAUAUCGCUGGAAACGGUGCUAUGCAUCUAGGACUUGAGCGCGAAUUAGCAGCGCUCCAUCGCAAGCCUGCUGCCCUAGUGUUCUCAUCCUGCUACGUCGCAAAUGAUGCAACGCUCUCCACCCUCGGCACAAAAUUACCAGGGUGUGUCAUCUUUUCGGACAGGAUGAACCAUGCAUCCAUGAUCCAAGGCAUGCGGCACUCGACCGCCAAACGUGUCAUAUUCGAACACAAUGACCUUGUGGACCUCGAGAACAAGCUCAAGCAGUAUCCAAAAGAAACCCCAAAGAUCAUCGCUUUCGAGAGUGUCUAUUCUAUGUGUGGCAGUAUUGGCCCCAUUAAGGAGAUCUGCGAUCUUGCCGAGCAGUACGGCGCUUUGACCUUCCUCGACGAAGUCCACGCCGUUGGUUUAUACGGACCCCGAGGUGCUGGUGUCGCAGAGCACCUAGAUUAUGAGGCCCACAGAGCCGCAGGCCGUAGCGUCGAACCCAUUAAGGGAUCUGUUAUGGAUCGUGUGGACAUUAUCACUGGUACCCUUGGCAAGGCUUACGGCGCUGUUGGUGGUUACAUUGCUGGUUCAGACGAUUUCGUCGACAUGAUUCGGUCUUACGCACCCGGUUUUAUCUUCACUACUUCCCUACCUCCGGUCGUCGUCGCUGGCGCAAGUGCGAGUGUUGCGUACCAAACUGAAUAUGUGGGAGAUCGCCAACUCAAACAGGUCAACGUGAGAGAGGUCAAGCGUCGCUUCGCGGAGAUCGAUAUCCCAGUCGUACCCGGCCCAUCGCACAUCGUACCAGUUCUUGUUGGUGAUGCCGCACUGGCAAAAGCUGCGUCUGACAAACUUCUCUCGGAACACAACAUCUACGUACAAUCCAUCAACUACCCAACGGUCGCCGUCGGCGAAGAACGCCUUCGUAUCACCGUCACCCCUCGUCACACUCUCGAGCAAAUGGACAAACUCAUUCGCGCUGUUGAUCAGACGUUCACAGAGCUUGGCAUUAACCGGUUGGAGGAUUGGAAGGCGGUUGGUGGACGUGCUAGUGUCGGCUUGCCCGGCCAAGUACCUGUCGAACCGAUCUGGACAGACGAGCAGCUUGGCUUCGCCGAUGGCACUACUCCCAAGACGCUGAGAAAUGGUGCUCGCCCCGUUGUGGACAUGCAGGCUGUCGAGGUCUCGAGGUCGCGCUUCAACCACCUACUUGGCCCGAAGACUGGUCCCAUCAGCAGCAAGAGGGAACAGAACGAGACCGAGAAGUUGCUCGAGGCUACCCGUAUUCUCGAAGCUGCAUUGGUCAACGGCGGGCUCAACCUCAAGACCGGGGCUGCACACUACAAUGCAAUCGAUAGUGUACCAAUCCCUACGCCCGUUACUGUCGCGGCCGCAGCCUAG
Molecule: messenger RNA, 2115 nt
Organism: Pleurotus ostreatus (oyster mushroom)
Lineage: Eukaryota; Fungi; Basidiomycota; Agaricomycetes; Agaricales; Pleurotaceae
Gene: HEM1
Product: mitochondrial 5-aminolevulinate synthase
Exons: 4
Coding region: 1-2115 (704 amino acids)
Biological process (GO): heme biosynthetic process
Cellular component (GO): mitochondrion
Molecular function (GO): pyridoxal phosphate binding; 5-aminolevulinate synthase activity
Source: RefSeq, a predicted model, not a curated record